Molecule: messenger RNA, 393 nt
Organism: Baudoinia panamericana UAMH 10762
Lineage: Eukaryota; Fungi; Ascomycota; Dothideomycetes; Mycosphaerellales; Teratosphaeriaceae
Exons: 1
Source: RefSeq, a predicted model, not a curated record
GGCAUUGCGGUCCGCUACGCCGUUGUCGCUGUGCUCUUUGCCGCCAUCCUCCUUUUCUUUGUGGGUGGAUACCUACAUGCUCGACACCGCAUACGGAAGGGCCUUCCACCCCUGAGAUACCACAAGUGGAUGGUUCAGCAGCGGAUGAUCUACGUCCAAAGCGCGCCUAUGACACACAAUCGCUACUCCGCUCACGACGGCUACGCCAUGGAGCACUAUCCUCCGCCACCUCCAGCGUACACUGCAGGAGAUGCACCCCCGCCAGUGUAUCAGCCUCCUGACAGUAAUAAGCCAACGGAGCAAAGCACGGUGCAUGUGCAGCCGUUAGCAUCCACGCCCACGCUCGAAGCUGAGAGUAGCGGAAGGUCUCCGACAGCAGGACCACGCCAUUAG